Messenger RNA from Rotaria socialis, 5799 nucleotides. Lineage: Eukaryota; Metazoa; Rotifera; Eurotatoria; Philodinida; Philodinidae. The record is from the annotation of a GenBank genome assembly.
AUGGCCACCGCCAUAUCGGUGAGAAUACCAGCUGGUAAACUAGGUACAGUUCGUGUUGAUCGAACUAUCGAUGUUUAUCCAGCUUCGAUCAUCAAUGAUAACGAUAAUUUUAAUUCGAAUUCUGCUACACCAUGUAUUCCAACGUUGGCAUCGCAUCGUCAAUUAACAAAAACAACUGUAACAGCAACUCCCAUACCAUUAAUCAUUGCUCAUAGUGAACAAGAACAACAACAACAACUACACAGUUUUGUACCUAUUACGAAAUGGGUCGAUCAUCCAAAUGGGAAUAAUAGCAAUAAAAAAAAUAAUCUCGAUGAUGAACAAAUGUCUGAUAUAGCCGUUAUAUAUUCAUUAGUUCGGCAUGCAUCAAAUCAUCGAACAUCAUCAUUAACAUCAUCACCGAAAAUAAUUGUUUCACCAAUAUCAGUAAAUACUAAUAAUAUUAAUAAUGAUAAUAGUAACAGUAUUUCACGUUCGUUUAUAAAUAAAAAUUAUACAUUAGAAGCUCCGUUGACACCCGUUGUUACACAUACAUCGAAACAGGCACAAAUAAAAACAUUAUCAUCAACACGUACAAUAGCUGCUAGUUUUACUCCAGCAUCAACAUCAGCUCCAACUUCAUCUCAAUCAUAUUUACAUGCAAGUCUAACACCACCACUUGUACCAUCAUCCGUGCGUAUACAAGCAUCAACAUCAUUUACAUCACAUGAUCGACCAACAGUACCUUCCAUUGCAAUCAAACCUCGUCCAUAUUCAUUUCGAGCUUUAAAUCGUACAUCGCAUGAGAUUAAAAAAAUACAAACGAAUAAUACUAAUGACAAUAACAAUACUACUACUAAUAGUAAUAAUAAUACGUCUCAAACAAUACGUUCACGUCGUUCAUUUCGAACAGCACCACGUAAUGCUAUUGAACGACAAAUAUCGAAUAUAACAGGACGUGUAUCACAAUUACACGAUUCAUUUCUUGCGCGUCUAUCAGAUUUAACAUCGAGUACAAAUAGUCGUCAACGAAAUCGUUCAUUAACAUCUUUAAAUUCGCAAACAGUGAAUACAAUUAAUCUAACUGAAAAUGAUCUACGUUUAACACAGACUUCAUCUAGUACACGUCAACAACGACGUUUAGUUAAACCAAGACCGAAAUCGGAAACUUAUGAUGAUCAUCACCGUGUCAAUGCAGCGGGUUCUUAUGCUCAAUUAACUCUUCUUGGUCAACCAAAAGUGAAUUCAACAUCAACACAAAAAGUAAUUCCAGCUGAUAAUCAAAAUGGUCGUGUAUCAUUUCGAACAAAUAAUAAUCAGACACUAUCAGGUCCUGAACGAUCAAAUAGUACAACAAGUACACAUUCAUUGUCAACGACAGUUGAUAUUAAAAAAGUCAAAGAAAAUUAUGAUAGAAUUUUUAAACAACUUGAAAAAUCAAAGGCAGAUCUUGAACGACAACGAGCUAAAGGUCCAAAUCAUAAUCCGACGAAAGUAGCAUUUAUUGAAAAUCAAACUCGACAAUAUGAACAACAAUUAAAUGAACUUAAACGACGUUUAGAUCAUGUAGAAUCAUCAGUUGAUAUUUCACCUGUGAAAUCAAGUUUAAAUGUUGAAAAUCUUGGUAACCAAACGAAUUUAUCGGUCGAAUCAUUCAGUCGAACAUCCAUUUUAUCCGAUGGCACUAUCGAUAACAAGAAACAUAGUUCGUUGUCUGAAUCAACCAUUUUACAACUAAUGACUGCUGCUGUUCCUACAGCACCACCGUCUGCAGUCAGUUCACCAAUACAGCAUUUAAGACGUAAAUUAAAUACUGGUAGAUCCGAGUUUUAUGAUUUAACAAAGGAUACAACCGAUAAUGAUGAUGAAGUUACUGAACUACAAUCAAAAACAUCGAUAUCAUCAUUUGAAGAUAUUCGACUAUUCAUAAAUAAAUCUAAUUGGGCACCAUUGAGUGUUUUUCUUCAUUUUCUUCUAACUGAUUCGAACAGUGAUCCUAAUUAUUUGUUAUUCUAUAUAUUAACGGAAGAAUUGCGUCCAAAAAAAGCAGAAAAUCGAAGCGAAUUAGUACGAUGGAUAUUUGAAAUUCAUUCCACAUUCACUAUGAAUGGCAGCCCCUUGUAUAUUGGCCUUCCUCAAUCACAAACAGAUUCAAUAAAUCGAUGUUUAGAAGCUCAACAACAAGAUCUAAAUGAUGAUAUCAAACUCAUAUUUAAUGACGCAAAAGAUUUUGCACGAUCAAUUAUAAGCGAUCGACAACUAUCUGAUUUUAAUCAUAAACGAACGCUCGGUGUUUAUCGUGAUAUUGAUUUUCCAUUAACAACAAAACAAAGUCAUUUUAUUGAAGAAUUAUUUCGAUCAAAAUUUGAAUCCUAUUAUAAAGCAAAUACUGAUGAUUGGAACAGUAUAAGAAAUUCAAAAGAUCUUGCACUAAUAUGUUCAUUAGCUACAUUUUUAAAACGUUGUGAUAUUAAAAAAUGUGGUAACAUUCCAUUGGAAAAAAUUCCAAAAUUUCUCGAUCGAGAACAAAGACGAUUAUUAUCAAAAUUACCACGAGCACCACAAACUAAAAGAGUUAAAGAUCAUCAAUUAAAUGAACAUCAAUUUUCAAUUCAAACUUCAUGUAAAGUUUGUUCUAAACCAGUAUGGGGAAUUAACUAUCAAGGAUAUUUAUGUGGAUAUUGUCAACAAUCGUUUCAUCGUGAAUGUUGUUCACUAAUCAGUGAAAAAUGUUCAAAAGAUCGAAAAACAAAUAGUAUUAACAAUCCUAUUCAAAUGAAACCACGUAAAACACCAAAAAAUACCUCAAAAUCAUUUUCAGCUGACAAUCUUAUACAACCAUUAUUUGGUGGUAUACCCUGUUCAUGUACGCAACAACAUAUGCAACAGCAAGUAGUUUCACCACAACGGGUAUUUAUACGACGUUCUGUUGGUGGAAGUAGUACAUUAUUUAACGAAAUUAUGAUGACAUAUAACGGUCCAACAAGAACUUCGAGUUUAAAUGAUGGACGAGAAGGAAGUAUUCCAAAUGAAAAUUAUGAAAAUGCGUCAGGUACAAAUGAAGGAAAUGAUGUGAUCAGUGCAAAUCUAUUAUCAAUACAGGAACAGAAUAAAAAUUCAAAUUUGGGACGACGUUUUAGUGAUCGACAAGUAGCGCCUCAUCGGCCAGCAUCGAAACAUCGUUCGAGCAGUAAUCCGCAAAUGGGUGGAAAUACAAUUGAUGAACUUCUUAGUCGCGGUGACAGUGAAGUAACUAUUCAACAACAAGAUUCAAUUAAUCAAAAAUCAAACUCAUUUGAUACACCAACAAUUUCUGAGUCGGCUAAUCAACAAACAACAACCUACGGUGACAGUGAUCUCGAAGCUGAUGUCAAUACAUUACCAAAUUUGAGUGAUUUUAUUCCAAACGAUGUUCUUCAAUUGCUCUAUCAAUCACGUGAAUGGAAAUUACAAACUACAAUAAACGAAUUAAUUCAUACGGAACGGACACAUCUAAAAGGCUUAAAAAUAAUGAAAAAAUGUUUUCGAGAACCAAUGGAACGUUUUCCUGGAAUGAGUCCUGUUGAACUUGACUGUAUAUUUCGAAACCUUGAUCAACUUAUCGAUUUACAUACUCAAUUUAAAUAUGCGUUACGUCAGCAUCGUGAAGAAGCAAAAGAUCAUGUUGUUCGUCAUAUUGGCGAUUUGAUUCUUAGAUUUCUUGACGGCGACAAGGGUGAACAAUUUGCUCGUGCCUGUGCUUAUUUUAUUGAAGAUCAAUCUCAAGCAUUGAAAUUAAUUAAAAAGAAAGAACAAUCAGCAGAUUUUGCAGCACUGAUGCGAGUGUGUGAAGCAAAUACUUUGUGUCGUCGUUUAACAUUGAAAGAUUAUUUACCGUCUGUUAUGACACGAUUUACAAAAUUAAAAAUGCUAUUUGAAGCAAUGAAAAAAUUUGUUUCCGAUGAUGAAAUCGAAAGUGAAAAAUUAAGUAAAUGUGUUGACUGUGCUGAUAGUAUAUUAAAGCGUAUGAAUUAUGCACGUUUGAAAAAAGAACAGGAAGCUUUAUUAAAACAAAUUAAAUCAAAUCUUGAAAUCCAAAUACCAAAUGAUGAUAAAUCAAUUAAUUUACAAAAUCUUCAUGAUUGUCUUGAAGUGACCAACAAUCGUCUAAUCUAUUCGGGUACAUUAAAACUAUUACCUGAUACAACAACACAAAAAACUGAAUUCGAAUGUUGUCUUUUCACGGAUGUAUUUGUUUUCUUUCAAAAAAUUCCAAUGCAACCAACAGAACAACGAGGCAUUGAUGAACCAUAUCGUUAUGUUUUAAAAGAACAUCAACGUGAUGCUAACAUUGGCCGUCACACGCGACCACGAGCAGCUGUACCUGGGGCAAGAUAUACUGCAACACAAAAUUUUAUUCUAACACCAGUUAUCCGAUUGGAACAUUUAUUGAUCAAGAAAAAAGCAUGUGGAGGCGCUCGUUCUUUUUAUGUCAUUGAUACUGAUAAGAAACAAUUGAUUGAAGUUGAAGCCAAUUCUAAAGAUGAUCUUGAAAAAUGGCUAGAAUGGAUUGAAAAAGGUCGAAAACCAUUUGAAAAAUCCAAAUCAGUUACUUCAUCAGCAAGUGAAAAGAGUUUAAGCCCAUCUCUUACUUCACAAUCUACAGUUGCAUUACAACCAUCAAAAUCAACAACUAGAUCAGCAAUAAUCGAAGAACAAGAAAAUAUUCAAUUAGUUGAACCAAAUCAAGUUAAAAUAAUAGAAAAACAAACGUUAAUUGAAGAUACACCAGACUCAUUGUUCAAUGCAAUUCUUGAGAAAGACAAAGAAUUGAAACGUUUAUUGCAUGAAAAAGAAAUGCUUCUUUCACGUCUUCUCAACAUUCCUGAAAGUAAAAUUAAUGAUAUGCCAGGAAAUAUUGCAUCAGUACACAAAAUGAAACCAAAUUCAUCGUUAGAAGCCAUUACAAAUGCUGCUAGCUAUCAUAAUCAAUUAGUACAAGCAGUAAGUCAAAGACAAAAUCGAGCAGCAGAAGAAAAGAAAAUUUCAGCAAUUGAAGUUCAAUCAUUUUGGACACCAUUAACUCAACUUGGUGAACAGCUAACUUUAGCUUUGAAAUUAACAAAUCAACAAAAAAAUGAUGGCCCUCAAAUACGUGAAUAUCGUGUACAAAUUUCAGAUACUGAAAAUCCAGUUUUGCGACGAAAUAGUAAUUCAACUAGUACAAUUAAUAUAACGCCUUCAAUGCUUAGUGGAACAUCUCAAACAUAUUCGGAUCUAAAAGACUCGAUAUCUUUGUCAUCUCUACAUUCAUCUGAGUCACUUGGCUCAGUUAGAACACCAUCACAAGCGCAAACAUUUCAUGAUAUGACUCAAUUCGAACGACGAUCACCUUUAGUUAAUGAACAACUAUCGUCUAUAACAGAUUUAGAUGAAACAAUGAAAUCUCCACCACUAAAAUCGAAAUUACAGCAAUUACAUAUGGCAACAGAAGUUAUUGAACGUUACGAUGAAGGAGUAUUUGAUGAUGGUAACGGAAGUCCAACAGAAGAAGAUGAAAACAAUAGUGCUGCUGCUGCUGAUAGUGAUGAUGAAGAUGAAAUUGAACAUUUUGAUUCUACUGAUAGUAUUAUUGCAUCUGUUGAUACUGCUCCACAACAAUCGAACAAUUAUUUAUUACAAACAAAUAAUGUUCAAACGAAUUUAGAUAAUUCAACAGAAGCUCAAACAGUUGACUUAGACAUGUAUGAAGAAGAAGUUUAUGACAAUGUAAAAUCUAAUGAUUCUUCAAUGAAUAAUGUUAAUGACAAACCAGCAAUACGCAAUGUCAGCGAUGCAUAA